CAUUUAAUGGCCGUCUUUAUCACAGCCGUAUGAAGAAACGUUUGAAGAAAUAAUUGUUUUCGUAAAGUGAAAUGUUUCAAACAUAUGCUUCAGAGAAUGAGGGAAAUAUUAAUAAAAGUAAUGGGGAAUGUUCAAAUGGGUGUAGUUCCGAGAAGGCUUAUACGAUUGGUGGUGUGCCUAUAUUAUUUCCGUACAAAGCAUAUCCAUCGCAAAUUUGUAUGAUGGAUAAAAUUAUAAAAUGUUUAAAUAAAAAAUUUAAUUGUUUGUUGGAGUCUCCUACGGGCAGCGGAAAGAGUCUCGCUUUAUUAUGUGCUUGUCUAGCUUGGCAGAAGAAAACUAAAAAGGAAAUCAAGAAGAUGGAAGCUGAAUUAGAAAGAGAACUAAACACACGCGGUGUAAUACUGGAUGAAGAUGUGCAUCUAAAUGAAGGAAAUAAAAUUCAAGAUAAUUUUGAUCAGGCAGAAAAAGAAAUUGCAGAAAAACUUGAAAAGCAUAAUAUAAAUGAUGAUUCUAAACCUGCAGAUACCUCAAGUAAUGAAGAAGCAGAAAAAUUAGAUCGUUUAAUAAAGAAUUCACGAUAUGCAGCUGAGAAGAAUAAAAAGAGAGGUAUAAUUUAUAUUGAUAAUGUGGAAGAUAUGGAUGACUUUCAGCCUGUUAAAAAGUGUAAAUCAAUUUCAAGGUUGUCUAAUUCUCCAUCAGGUAAUUCUACAUCUAACAGUCCACAUUUGCAAAAAAAUAGUACACCUAGCAGUCCACGUUUGCACUCUCCUAUAUUAAAUUCAGACAUAUUUACAUCAAAAAACGAUGAACUGUUGCAGAAUACUGAAAUUAAUAGCACAUCCAGUCCAGUUCGUACCUCAAAAGUAAAGUAUGAGGGUCAAACUGCAAAUGAUGGAGUUCUGCGGAAGCUUCCUAGAAUAUAUUUUGGAACACGUACUCAUAAGCAGAUUGAACAGAUUAUAAGAGAACUGAGAAAAACACCGUAUAAAGACGUAAAGAUGACAAUUUUGUCUAGUCGGGAAAGAACAUGUAUUCAUCCUGAAGUUUCAAGAACUGAUAAUAAAAAUGAAGCAUGUGAGGAGUUGAUUCACGAUAAAAAUGGCCCAGGAUGUAGGUAUUUUAGGAAUUCUAAAAUGAUUAGCCAUUACAAUUCAAAAAAAUUAUUAUCUGCUUUUGAUUUAGAAGAUUUUGUAGGUGUUUGUAGACGUGCUAAAGCUUGUCCGUACUAUGGAGCUCGAGAACUACUUAUAUCUGCAGAUAUUGUAUUUUGUCCUUAUAAUUAUUUAGUUGACCCUCUUAUUAGGUCAGCUCUGGAUAUUAGUUUGAAAGGAACUAUAGUAGUUAUGGAUGAAGCUCAUAACUUGGAGGAUUCUGCAAGAGAAGCUGCCAGUAGUAGUAUUACAUUGUCUCAACUUACUGACUCGAUUACUGAUUUACAAAAAAUGGGACAGCGAAGCCAAACUAUUCCAGAAUGCUAUCUGUAUGUUGCCAAAAUUUUAACAAACCUGGCAGAUUGGUUGAAAUUAAAUUCAAAUAAUUUAUCAGAAUACACAUCAUUUGAUUCAUCUGCUAAAGUCUGGAAUGGUAAUGAUAUGAUUGCUGUGUUAAAUUAUGUUGGUUUGGGGCCUGAAAGUUUUGAUGAAUUUAAAAUUAAAUUUAGUAAAAUCUUUGCUGAGAAAAAUGAAUCAAAGGAUGAAAAUAGCAUUUUAAAUAAUGAUGAUCCUAAAAUUUCUGGUUUGACUAUUACUUGUUUGAAAUGUCUCAUUCAGCCUUUGACUUAUCUGUAUUACAAUAAUAUGAUCUUCGUUCCUGAUUAUCGAUUUGUUGUUAUAAAAUCAAAACUGUCCAAACUGCAGUCUAAGAAACGAACUUCUGCACUUGGUGGUGUAGAGUUAACCAUGCAUUUCUGGUGUUUAAAUCCUGCUGUUGCAUUUUCUGAUAUAAAGGAUGAUAUCCAUACUUUGAUUGUUGCUUCUGGUACAUUAUCUCCUUUGAUAUCAUUCCAGUCUGAAUUAGGCAUGCCAUUUCAGAUUACUUUGGAAGCAAAUCAUGUCAUAUCAAAUACCCAAGUGUGGGUUGGCACAAUUGGCAGAGGACCUAAUAAUAAUUUGCUUAAUGCAACAUUUCAGAAUUCUUCAACAUUUGCUUUCCAGGAUGAUGUAGGAAAUUUAGUUCUGCAAGUAUGUAUGGUUGUACCUCAUGGCAUAUUGUGCUUUUUGCCAUCAUACAGCAUGCUCGAGAAGCUCAUAAACCGAUGGGAGUUAACUGGCUUGUUCGAGAAACUUUCUUUGCGAAAAAAAGUUUUCUGUGAGCCUCGUGGUCAAAGUAAUGAUUUUGUCCAAGUUAUAGGUGACUUUUACAAUGCUGUUAAAGGAACUGAAAAUAAUAGUGAAGGAGAAGUUGAUGGUGCUUUGUUUUUUGCAGUCUGUCGUGGAAAAGUAAGUGAAGGAUUAGAUUUUGCAGACAAUAAUGCACGAGCUGUGAUAACAAUUGGGAUUCCUUUCCCAAAUAUAAAAGAUAUACAAGUUGAUCUGAAACGAAAAUAUAAUGAUAUGCAUUCCUCGAAAAGGAAUAUAUUGACUGGUUCAGCUUGGUAUGAAAUCCAAGCUUUCCGGGCCUUAAACCAAGCCCUGGGACGAUGUAUACGUCAUCGAGAUGACUUUGGUGCUCUGAUUAUUGUUGAUGAACGGUUCCAGAAUGAACGGCACUUAAAUUCACUUUCAAAAUGGAUAAGAAAGGAAGUUAAACAUUAUCCAUCUUUUAAUGAGGCAUUAUCAUCAUUAAGUUGUUUUGUGCAGAGAGCUAAACCUAUUCAGUGAUAUGUCAUAACAUAAACUAAAAACAUAGAAAAGGAACUUAUAAAUUUGAUUAUUCUGUAGUUAGUUUCUUUUAUUAAAUAAAUAAUAUAUUGAUUUUAUACAUUAAUGGAAAGAAUUUGUUUUAAAAGUUGAAAAGUGUAUAUUUGAUUGUUUUGGUGUUGAUAAUAUAAUAUGCAUUGUUAUAUUUUGACUACCUUAUUAAAUCUUUACCUUUAUUAAAGACCUUUCAAAGUUCUGUUAAGAUGUUUAGCUCAAAAUUUCAUAAUUUUAAUUGAUUGUUUUGAAGUUAUAAUUUGUCAGCUUUUUAACUUAAUUAUUUAAUGAUUAUUGCUUUUGUAAAUUAAGGGAAUGAUUUAAAAAAAAAAAAAAAUCUGCUGAAUUCACUGUGGUGUAUUACAUUUUGACUGCUUUGUUCAAUCAUAUUAACUUGCGAAAAUUCUGCAAGGUGUAUCAUAUCCAUUUCAUUGUUAUUUAUCUCAAAUCUUUUUAUUUGAAAAUAGAUUAAACCUUUAGUAGUUUGAUUACAGUUACAUUUUAUGAGAUAAUGAAUUGCUGGGGCAAACAUAGCUGCCAACUCUUGUUAAAUCAGUUCUUCCAGUUUCAAUUUUUAAUUUUUAGUUUUAAAUAAGGAAAACGUUUCUCCCUCCACCUCUAGUGAAUAAUUUUUUGAUAAAGGUUUACAUUUGGGUGCCCUGUGGGUUUUUAUAUAUAUAUAUGCCAAGAUCGGUGCCAGGAAGGUAAAUGAAGUCAAAGAAUUUCACAAACUAGGCAUUGCGCACUCCCUUAACUUUGUCCAUGUCACACAUUGAUGUAUUUUCACUUAAAAAGUCAAAGGAAAUUGACAUAAAUCCAAUUCUUCUUACUCUUGUAAAAAGUGCCAAACGUAAAGCACCAAAAUAAGUAGGCAAUUCUGCACUUCACCCAAAUUUUAUUUCAUUUGCAAUAUUCCAUUUUAUUCAUCUUAUUAAAUUUAAUUUCAUCCGAGACACUUAUAGAUUUUAAUAUGAAGAUUCAAGCAAUGUGUAAUCAGGUAAUAUUUGUAUUUGAUUUUAUAUUACUUUAAUAUGUGGUACCUUACUAAAUUUUCCCAGACAAAUACUAUGAAGAUUAAUUUUAAAUUUUAUUAUUGUAAUUAAAAUUACUUUGAUAAAAAAAGAGCCUACUCAGGAUUUUUCAGUAUAAAAAUAUAAGAAAAUUUUUGAGAUUUUUAAGUUGGCAGCUAUGAAACAAAUAGAAUGUAUUUUUUAGUAUUAUAUUCCCUAAAAAAAAUUAUAUCCCUUCAUUUUCUCAUAUUGAUCUAAAUUUCUUUUAAGGUCAAAUUGAUCUUAACAUAAAAGUGCUAUCUUUCAUUAUCUGUGUGGUGUUUUAUGUGUAAAAAAAUGGAUAUUAUGAAUAACAAGUAAUUGAGCCAAUCCAAAUUGCUGAUUGUCUCUGUUAGUGUAGAAAGUACUAUUCCGUUUUGAGGAUCGUAAAAAAAUUGCAGCGAAAAUGUAUGCGCAAAAGCGCCAAAUCUAGCAAACGCGCUGAUUUCAGAUUGCGUAAGUUUAUAUAGUUCUAUAUUUCUC
Stegodyphus dumicola is the source of this 4384-nucleotide messenger RNA. RefSeq names its product Fanconi anemia group J protein-like. NCBI's taxonomy places the organism in Eukaryota, Metazoa, Arthropoda, Arachnida, Araneae, Eresidae. The record is from RefSeq and is a predicted model, not a curated record. Gene Ontology annotation, biological process: double-strand break repair involved in meiotic recombination; nucleotide-excision repair. Gene Ontology annotation, molecular function: hydrolase activity, acting on acid anhydrides, in phosphorus-containing anhydrides; DNA helicase activity; DNA binding. Gene Ontology annotation, cellular component: nucleus.